Molecule: messenger RNA, 660 nt
Organism: Camellia sinensis
Lineage: Eukaryota; Viridiplantae; Streptophyta; Magnoliopsida; Ericales; Theaceae
Source: RefSeq, a predicted model, not a curated record
AUGGAUCUGGAUCGGGUGUCCAAGAAGCAGAUUGGGAUCGGCCGUAGAAUUGGAGAGCUCUAUGUGGCUAAGUAUGCUAACGAGGUUAUCCAUCGUGCCAGACUUACUGACACUAAGCUGUCUGAUACCCCCAUUGAACUUAAUGUAAAGUUCAACACUACUGAUGGGGUUCCUCUAGAUGAUCCUACGUUGUAUCGCGAGCUUGUGGGUUGCUUAGUCUAUCUGAUAGUUACUCGUUCUGAUCUUGCCUAUGCUGUCCAUGUGAUUAGUCAGUUUGUUUCUGCCCCUCGCUCUACACAUUGGGCUGCUUUGCUUCGGAUUCUUCGUUAUCUUCGCAGUACUAUCUUUCAGGGCUUGCUGUUCUCUUCUACUUCUUCCUUAGACUUGGUGGCUUAUGCUGAUGCUGAUUGGGCUGGUGAUGUUAAUGAUCGUAAAUCUACUUCUGGUUUCUGUAUAGUCGGUGGACCAUUUGUUUCUUCAUUGUUCGGUGGCUUCACGAUUGUGGGGUUUCGUUUGGUUACUCUUCGGGAUUGCUUGGGUUCAAUUGAAGAGGGUGUUGGAAUUACUUUGGGUUUGGCAGGGUGUUCGACUUGGGCGUCGGCCGGUGUGGUUGUUGGCGCCGUUUGGUUUGACGUGGCUUGUUUAGUUGGAGCGGAAUAG